Messenger RNA from Physeter macrocephalus (sperm whale), 1731 nucleotides. It is a transcript of the gene ZFAND2A, whose product is annotated as zinc finger AN1-type containing 2A. Gene Ontology annotation, molecular function: zinc ion binding. The record is from RefSeq and is a predicted model, not a curated record. Bases 604 to 1068 code for a protein of 154 amino acids. Gene Ontology annotation, cellular component: endoplasmic reticulum; cytoplasm. The transcript has 6 exons. Lineage: Eukaryota; Metazoa; Chordata; Mammalia; Artiodactyla; Physeteridae. Gene Ontology annotation, biological process: proteasome-mediated ubiquitin-dependent protein catabolic process; protein targeting to ER.
UUAGUGUCCUAGCAGGACGGGGCUCUCGCACCGCGGCUGCGGCGCCGAGAGCGCGGCCACGUCGGGAUUGAGUUCGGCUUCUCGUCGGUCCUCGAUCGAUUGAUUUCCGAACGUCCGCUGGGUGUUGCUGAUCCAGGAUGGGCAGACCCGACCUGGGCCCUGCGCUUCGCGGAGCCGAGAGUGGGGAACGAAGCUGCAAUGGGAAGCCGAGCGAGUGGGCCCUGGGAAAGGAAUUACCGAGUAGAGGAACCGCGAUUUGGGUGGGGCCAGGUGAGGGUGUUGGGAAAGGCCCUGAGUGACGCUUUAAACCGGGCCCUGAGGGCAUGAGCGGAUGUCAGCUGUGGCCAGAGUAUCCCAGGCACCCGGGACGCUCCGGGCAGCGGGAGAGCUGAUGCGCAGGUCCGGAAAAGGCCCCGGGAACGUGAAUUCUGGGAGGGACAAGAGUUUUGAGAGGUUUGGUGGGUGCCAGAUCACGGAGGGGACCCUGUGAGGCGUGCCGUGGACUUCAGUUUUCUCUCAAGUGCAGUGGCAUCACCGUUUGUCCACCUGUUUUCCACUGGUGACAUUUCACUCUGUCAUCUGUGUUUUGGACAUUUUCUCAUAAUGGAGUUCCCUGAUUUGGGGAAGCAGUGUUCAGAAAAAACUUGCAAGCAGCCAGAUUUUCUUCCAUUAGAGUGUGAUGCAUGUAAACAAGAUUUCUGUAAAGAUCAUUUUACCUAUGCUGCACAUAAAUGUCCCUUUGCAUUCAAGCAGGAUGUUCUGGUCCCAGUGUGCCCACUUUGUAACAGCCCCAUCCCAGUGAAAAGGGGAGAGAUCCCAGAUGUGGUGGUCGGUGAGCACAUUGAUGGAGAUUGUGAACACCGCCCUGGGAAGAAGAAAGAGGGGGUGAGGCCAGUCUGUGUCAGCCCUCUGGGGGCCGGUUUCUCCUCAGGGAAGAAGGCUGUAAGAACAGCAAUCACAGUUUGCUGUACGAGGGCGUCUGGGGGCUCCCCUAAAACCCACGUUUGUAGAACUCACACACAUCCCUAUCUACAUGAUGAGCCGUCCUUAGAAUGCAUUAAAAGCUAAGAUCUUGCGAUAAAUGCUACACAAAUUACCUUUAAAAUGGUCUUUUUAAAAUCCCAUGCCAACGGCAGAGCAGCUGGUUACUUUCACAUUCUGGAGAGUUCUUUGUCGUUCUGAACUAAACUGAAGCUACUUGUACAUUUAUGCAGACAUUGCCUGGAGAAAGAGCUAUUAGCAAGGUCACUGUGUCCGUCACGGUCAAGGAGAAGCUUAUGGGACCCCAGGGAGAGGGAGAGCCGCCAGGCGUUGGCAUACACCGUGCCCAGUUGUAAAUCACUUGCUGGGUGGUGAUUGGCUGCCGUUAGCUGAGUGUUUGCUUCCUCACGUCCACCUAAGCUGUGCCACCUGCACUGCCCAACACAGACACGGGCCGGGCAGGCAGCCUCCUUCGCAGGAACCAAUAGCCUUCAUUCCUGCAAAUGAUAAUCAGAAGAUAGAAUGGGGGGCUUCCCUGGUGGCGCAGUGGUUGAGAAUCCGCCUGCCAAUGCAGGAGACAUGAGUUCGAGCCCUGGUCCCGGAAGGUCCCACAUGCCGCAGAGCAACUAAGCCCAUGAGCCACAACUACUGAGCCCACAUGCCGCAUCUACUGAAGCCCGUGCACCUAGAGCCCUGCUCCGCAACAAGAGAAGCCACUGCAAUGAGAAGCCCGCGCGCCACAACAGAGAC